Saccharomycodes ludwigii is the source of this 1548-nucleotide messenger RNA. Its product is annotated as hexokinase family protein. The transcript has a single exon. Bases 1 to 1548 code for a protein of 515 amino acids. Gene Ontology annotation, biological process: glycolytic process; glucose 6-phosphate metabolic process; intracellular glucose homeostasis. The record is from RefSeq and is a predicted model, not a curated record. Lineage: Eukaryota; Fungi; Ascomycota; Saccharomycetes; Saccharomycodales; Saccharomycodaceae. Gene Ontology annotation, molecular function: glucokinase activity; mannokinase activity; ATP binding. Gene Ontology annotation, cellular component: mitochondrion; cytosol.
AUGGAAACGUAUAAAUUUUUAGUUAAUAAUAUACUUGAAGGACACAGUGGUUUGCAGGAGGACCGAAAAACAAAACUAAUAGUUUUUUCCAAUCCUGUUAUUGACGUAAGAGAAGAAGAAGAAGAAGAAGAAGAAGAAGAAAAAGGAUGUAAUAAUGUCCAAUUAAUUGCAAAAUACAAAAAACAUAUCACCAGUGUAAAUAAUUAUCGAUUCAAUGAAUAUUUUCAUAUAGCUGAGUUACAGCAGAACUUUGAUGAAAUUGUUUUAGAAUUUAAGGAAGACAUGUUUGAUGCUAUUUAUAAAUCAUAUAAUUCCAUGAGACCUUUUUUCAAUGUAGUCCCUAAUCAAGAAGUUAAUGGUACUUGUUUUGUUAUUGACAUUGGGGGUUCCACAUUAAGAAUUUCCAUGGUGGAACUUUCUUUUAAUUAUCAAAUCAAUUGUAUUUUGUCAGAGUCCUGGUGCAUUGCUGACGAUAAUAAAGUUAUCGAUAAGGAUUGGUUAAAAUGGAUAAUUUCAAAGUUUAAAGGGUUUUUGCAAACUCUAAAGAUUAAACACAAAGUUGAUCUUUCUAAUAAUAAUGGAAAAUUCAAAGUUGGUAUUACGUGGAGUUUCCCCAUGGUUCAAAAGGAUGCUUCUAACAGAGGGGAAAUAUCUGACUUGGGUAAAGGCUUUGAAGUUUGUCAGGAAUAUUUUGGUGGUGAUUUAAAAGAUAUUUUUGAGAAUAAUUUCAGAGAGGAAGGAUUGGAUAUUGAUGUUGGAUCCAUUGUAAAUGAUUCCAUUGCUGUUUUUGUUACUGGUGCCUAUUUAGUAAAGUCUAAAUUGGCUUUGGUUUUAGGAACUGGUUUGAAUAGUUGCUUUGCAAUUAACAAUUCUCUUUUUGGUCAACACAAAAGGCUACCAUUAUCGGUUAAUAGUCCUAGCGAUAAGGUUUUGGUUAAUGCUGAAUCAUCUUUUUUCGGUUACAAUUUACAAAAAUAUGUUACUGAUAUUGAUAAGCAAAUGUGCGCGUUUUGGAAUUUAAACUACGAACAAUACUUACCCCCACAUUUGACUACUGAUCAGUAUGGUGUUUUCCAACCUUUAGAGCUAUUGACUGCUGGACGUUAUAUUCCGGAAAUUAUAAGAUUAACGAUUGCUAAAGUAUUUGCCGAAUGCUCAUUUGUGAUACCUUCUUUAUUUACAAAGGGAAAAUAUUGCUGCGAUGCCGAAUUUUUCGCUAAGUUGUAUAUCGACGUCAACCAAGUGUCUGGCUUGAAACCCGACAAAUAUGAACUUGUUAAGGAUAUUAUUGAUGUGGUUAUUAAACGAGCCCCCCUUAUCUUAGCUAUGUAUAUCAUUGCAUUGCUGCAACUAGCAGAGGCAACAACAUCAGCACGUGAAACAGUGUACAUAUCUGUUGUUGGGUCUAUGCUAAAAUACUUUCCUGGGUAUAAAGGUAAAGUUGAAGGAUAUCUUAAUUUUUAUUGUAAAAGAUUAAAUCUACCAAAAGUUGAAUUUAUAUUUCUAGAAAAUAGUAGUAUAUACGGAGCUUCCAUAUCAUGUUUUUGA